AUGUAAUGGAAAGAAUGACGGCUAGCUCUAGUGUUACACUUUAAGUACAUCGUAUUUGUACAUUGAUGUGUACAUGAAGGAAAUAGCGUUAGCAGGGAUGAUCUACGUAAAUCACCCCUGAUAGUCUUAGAACACUGCAGACGAACCGCCGUCCUCGUCUUGGACUGUUGUAGAAUACACGCGAUUUUCGGCAUUUACUCAGCUACGACUCCCACCGGUAACCCACGUCGAUACAUUUUGGUUGCAUUGACAACUAUAUACCUGUCACUUCGCCAAGCCCAAUACUUUAAAAUGCUCUUAUGAUAGAGGAGAGCAUUGCGCAACACCAUCAGCAUGGCGGCUUCUACACUGUCCGUAGUUAAAACACUUAUAAUCCCUGCCGUAAUCUCUCUAUUACUCUUCCUCCUAUCUACAUAUGUCCUCUAUCCAUUAUGGCAUCAUUACCGAACCCGAUAUAGCCAAUAUCUCCCUCUCGAUACGAUAUCGAAUCAUACGUCCUCUUUACGUAGUAGAGCCCAAGACGCGAUGGCUAGAUAUUUAAUACCGUCAAGAUGGCGCUUCAAUGCGCGCGAGCGCGUAAUGUCAGGGGACGAUGCGUCAGAUCUUGGGUUCAGUUCCGAAGAGGGAGAGGAAUUAGACGAUGUGGAUGAUGACCGGCGAUAUGGACUUUCGCUGGAUACACAUAACCCUGAGCGAACGGAUAGCAUGAGGAGACUAAGCAGAGAGUAGAGGAGGGCUUCCGAGAUGAUAGUGAUGAGGAAGAUAAUAAUGUGCGGCAGGUU
Molecule: messenger RNA, 782 nt
Organism: Hypoxylon trugodes
Lineage: Eukaryota; Fungi; Ascomycota; Sordariomycetes; Xylariales; Hypoxylaceae
Exons: 4
Coding region: 334-729 (131 amino acids)
Source: RefSeq, a predicted model, not a curated record